This is a messenger RNA of Gastrolobium bilobum, 1818 nucleotides long. Its product is annotated as geraniol 8-hydroxylase-like. The record is from RefSeq and is a predicted model, not a curated record. The transcript has 2 exons. The coding region runs from base 33 to 1556 and encodes 507 amino acids. Gene Ontology annotation, molecular function: oxidoreductase activity, acting on paired donors, with incorporation or reduction of molecular oxygen; iron ion binding; heme binding. NCBI's taxonomy places the organism in Eukaryota, Viridiplantae, Streptophyta, Magnoliopsida, Fabales, Fabaceae.
AAGUGACUGCGUCUCUAUCAAACCCCAAAACAAUGGAGCUAUCAAGUUCCACACUCUACCUUUUGUUCACAUUCGCCGUACUUUUUGUUCUUCGAUCUCUUCUUGCAACAAAAAGCAGCAGCGACAAGAGUAAGAGCAAAACAAACACCAAGCUUCCACCAGGACCUACCCCACUUCCCAUAAUUGGAAACCUUCUCCAACUUGGGAACAAACCUCACCAUUCAUUAGCCAAACUUUCAGACAUUCACGGACCAAUUAUGACCUUAAAAUUAGGCCAAGUAACAACCAUAGUCAUAUCUUCAGCUGACAUGGCCAGAGAAGUGCUCCAAACCCAUGAUCUCUUACUCUCAAACAGAACCGUUCCUGAUGCACUUUCAGUUCUCAACCAUGACCAAUACAGCUUGUCUUUCAUGCGUGUUUCUCCUCGUUGGCGUGACCUUAGAAAAAUCUGCAACAACAAUUUAUUCUCCAAUAAAACACUUGAUGCUAGCCAAGCACUCAGGCGCAAGAAGUUGAAUGAUCUAUUAAAUGACAUCAACAAGUGCAGUGAAACUGGUGAAGCUGUGGAUAUUGGAAGAGCAGCUUUCAAGACAACGAUAAAUUUGUUGUCAAACACUUUUUUCUCUGCGGAUUUUGUUCACUCUGCAGCUGAAGCAGGAGAGUAUAAGGAGAUUGUUGUGAGCAUAUUGAAAGAGGUUGGAGCACCUAACUUGUCUGAUUUUUUCCCUGCUUUGAAGAUGCUUGACUUGCAGGGUAUCAGAAAACGCUCUAUUGUUUCUGUUAAGAAAGUGUUGACUAUCUUCCGUCGCUUCGUUAGUGAACGGAUGAAGGUUAGGGAAGGAACAGGUUCUUCUUCAAAUGAUGACGUCCUUGAUGCCUUGCUCAAUAUUUCUCAAGAGAAUGGCAAGAUUGAAAUGGACAAAGAUGAAAUUGAACAUUUGUUGCUGAACAUAUUUGUUGCGGGAACCGACACAACAACAUAUACACUAGAAUGGGCAAUGGCAGAGCUAAUUCACAAUCCAAAGAUUAUGUCAAAAGUGGAGAAAGAACUGGAGCAAGUUGUUGGCAAAGGUAACACUGUGGAAGAAACAGAUGUUAGUAGGCUCCCUUACUUAAAUGCAGUUAUAAAAGAGACGUUCCGUGUGCAUCCACCAGUUCCCUUAUUGCUUCCCAGAAAGGCUGAGAUUGAUGUAGAAAUUGGUGGCUACGUCAUCCCAAAAGAUGCACAAGUGUUGGUCAAUGCUUGGGUUGUUGGUAGGGAUCCAACUAAAUGGGAUAAUCCAAAUGUGUUUAUACCUGAGAGGUUCUUGGACUCUGAAGUUGAUAUUAAAGGUCAUCAUUUUGAGCUCAUACCAUUUGGAUCUGGACGAAGAAUAUGCCCUGGCUUGCCUUUGGCUGUUAGAAUGUUGCCACUUAUGUUGGGAUCAUUGGUCAAUUGCUACAAUUGGAAACUUGAGGAAGGCAUAAACCUUGAUGACUUGGACAAAGAAGAUGAAUAUGGGAUUACCUUAGAAAAAUCUCAACCAGUUCGAAUUGUUCCAACCAAAGUUAAGUAAUUAAUCUAACAUCCACAUGUGUAUUGUUCCAAUAAAAAAUAAACAAUGAGAGUAGCAUGCGUGAUGGAUGCAUAUGUGUCUGGAGUAGUUGUUUGCUUGUUUACUUCUAGUAUAACCCCCUUGUGGUCUUGUCUUUGGCUGGUUGUGUUAUUAGUGUCCUUGGCUCAUGUUUAGAGAAUAAUAAGUGUCCUUGGCUCAUGUUUAGAGAAUAACAAAAGUAAUGUACACGAGCCCAUAUUUCCUAUAAAUAUUAUAAGUUUGA